AUGGGGCUAACAAGGGAUUAUCUUAAAUUUGAACCAUCUGGAAUUUGUAAUAUUAUAGCAUCUCAUACUGGAAAAAUUCACGCUAUUGACAGAAAUGAAUGUGCUGCUUCAGCCUGCGAAUCUUUAAAUUUUUAUAGUAUAGGAAAGCGAAAAAGAAUUGAUAGAAUUAUUAGACCAGAAAAACAAGUUACAGCUGUAGCAUUUUCACAUGUUUAUAAUUAUAUAGCUAUAGGAUAUGAUGAUGGCGAAAUAAUAAUGUACAACAAAAAUUUACCUGAUUAUGAAAAAGAAAAAGUUGUUUUUCAUGGACAUCGAACAGCAGUUAGUUGUUUGACAUUUUCACAUGAUGGCCUUAUGUUAGUUUCUGGUGGUAAAGAUUCUAUUAUUGUAGUUUGGGAUAUUGUAAACGAAUCUGGAUUAUUUAAACUUAAUGGACAUAAGAAUGCAAUAACAGAUAUUAAAUUUACAAUGAAUGGUGAGAAUAUCAUAUCUUCAUCAAAGGAUGCUACAGUUAAAUUUUGGAACAUUGAUUCUAAAAGCUGUUUUUAUACUAUUGCUGAUUCAAAUACUGAAGUAUAUUCUAUAGCUCUGGUAAAGGAAGACAGACUUCUUAUUGUUGGUUCUGCAUCAGUUGAAUUAAAAGUUUUUGAAUUAAAAUGGAAUUGUAGUGAGGAAGAAAAUAACGAAAUUUCUGGAAUGCCUUCAGCAAAGAGUCAGAAACUCUCUUCACUUGCUGGUAGUGAUCUUAUUCCAGAAGAAAAUUCACAAUAUAAUACCUUUGUUACCUGUAAAAAAAGAGGUUUAUUAGUAAGACAGGCAAAGAAAAUGGCUCUUGAAAUUGUUGUUACAAGAGAUGAAAAAUUAAUGAUGGUUGUUGGAAAUGAUCAAAUUGUUGAUGUAUAUAGAAUAUUCUCUGACAAUGAAGCAGAAAAAAGAUUUUAUAAAAAGGUAAAAAAAGCCAAAAGAAAAGCUCAGGACGAAGGUGAUGGUAACGAUGAAUUAACAAUUGCGGAUAGUGUUUCAAAAGACAUAACAGUAUUUAUUACUAGAAUAGGAGAAAUUAGGGGAUUUUCAAGUAUAAAAUCAUUAUCAAUUUGUAAUAGAUUUAUCAAAGUAAAAAAAGAUGAAGAUGCAAAGGAUGAUAUUUGUUAUAGAGUUUUUACUUUACAAAAAAAUAAUGCCAUAGUAGCUUUCGAUUGUAUUUUUGAUGAGAAAGGAAAUACUUUUAAAAGCGAAGCAGUCGCUGAUUUGAAUAAACUGGGACAUCGUAAUGAUAUUCGUGCUUUAGCUAUUAAUGCAAAGAAUGAAUACAUGGUUACUGGAGAUUCUGAUGUAGGUUAUUAUUGGAAUUUAAAUAAUUUGACAACACAACUUGUUUUUGAACAUGAAAACAUGAAAGAUAUACUUGGAGCACUUUUUGUAUACAGUGAUCAAUAUAUAAUUUUUACAACAAAAUCUGGAAGCAUUUUUAUCUUUCACGUAGCUACUGGGGAACAUAUAGAAUUUAAAGAAAAAUGUCAUGAAACUGCUAUAUAUGGGAUUGUAGGACAACCAAAUGGACAUGGCUUUAUAACAACAUCUGCUGAUAAAAAAGUAAAAUUUUGGAAUUUUAAAAUUAUUGAAGAAUUUGGAUCAAAACGUCUUACAUUUGAUAUGACUAGAGAACUUGAAUUGACCGAUGAAGUUGUUGGUCUAUUAGACAAUACAGCUAGAAUUUAUUUCUGUGACACAUUAAAAUUUUUUGCCUCAUUAUAUGGUCAUUCUCUUCCAAUUACUUGUGUUGAUAUAUCUCCAGACAACAAGCUUGUUAUCACUGGAUCUGUUGAUAAGAGUGUUAAAAUUUGGGGUAUUGAUUUUGGAGAUUGUCAUAAAAGUAUUUUUGCUCAUGAUGAUGUUGUUACAUGCGUAAAAUUUUCUACUAAAUUAGAUGAAAGACUUUUUUGGAGUGCAGGUAAAGACGGUAAAAUCAAGCAAUGGGACGCUGAUAAAUUUAAUCGUGUUCAAAUAUUGAACGGGCAUUUAGGAGCUGUUAGAUGUUUGGGUCAAGCUAAUGAUAGCAAUUUUAUAGUUACAGCUGGUGCUGACAAAAGCAUUAGAGUUUGGGAUUUAACAGAUGAAAUAAUUGUUUUAUCUGAACAAGAUCAAUUAGAACGCGAAAAAGAAUUGGAGUCAAAGCUUAUUGAAGAAGAAGAUAUUGUACCGGGCGAUUUAAGAGAUAAUGAAGCUGAAUUGGCUAAUAAAAAGACAAUUGAUACAAUAAAAAGUUACGAGGAUAUAGUUGAUGCACUUUUGAUUGCAAGAGAUGAAAGAUACAAACGUAAGGAUGAUACUAAAUAUGUACCACAUCCUUUAAUAAAAAGUUAUGCUUCUAAAUCAGAGGAUCAUUUUAUAAUUGAUGCAAUUUCAAAGAUUAAAACAGCACAUCUAGAGCGUGCUCUUCUUAUGGUAAAUUAUGAUUUUAUAAAAGAUAUUCUUAUUGCCUGUAAUUGUUGUAUUAAAGACAACUACAAACUGGAACUUUGUAUUGUUAUUACAAACCUUACCAAUAAAAUUCAUCAUAAUUUUUUGAGAAAUGCUCCAGAAGCUAAAAAACUUUUAAGAGAUAUAUACGAAAAUGGUGAGAAACAUUUAUCUACACUUAUAAAUACAAUUGAGUUCAACAUUGCUGCAUUAUCGUUGUGGAAAGCUGAAGUUGACAGUUUAACAGGAAAUAAUAUUUUAUAA
Molecule: messenger RNA, 2724 nt
Organism: Strongyloides ratti
Lineage: Eukaryota; Metazoa; Nematoda; Chromadorea; Rhabditida; Strongyloididae
Product: WD40 repeat and Small-subunit processome, Utp12 domain and WD40/YVTN repeat-like-containing domain and WD40-repeat-containing domain and G-protein beta WD-40 repeat-containing protein
Exons: 3
Coding region: 1-2724 (907 amino acids)
Biological process (GO): maturation of SSU-rRNA
Cellular component (GO): small-subunit processome; Pwp2p-containing subcomplex of 90S preribosome
Molecular function (GO): protein binding; snoRNA binding
Source: RefSeq, a predicted model, not a curated record